This is a messenger RNA of Aricia agestis (brown argus), 5246 nucleotides long. It is a transcript of the gene Usp32, whose product is annotated as ubiquitin carboxyl-terminal hydrolase 32. Gene Ontology annotation, molecular function: cysteine-type deubiquitinase activity; calcium ion binding. NCBI's taxonomy places the organism in Eukaryota, Metazoa, Arthropoda, Insecta, Lepidoptera, Lycaenidae. Gene Ontology annotation, cellular component: Golgi apparatus. Bases 116 to 5050 code for a protein of 1644 amino acids. The record is from RefSeq and is a predicted model, not a curated record. The transcript is spliced from 27 exons. Gene Ontology annotation, biological process: protein deubiquitination.
ACAUGUCAGCUGCAGAUCUGCAUUCCACAGUCCAAUAUCUGUCAUUUGUAGAUUAAUUACUAUUCUUUGUGUUUAUUACGCCUAAAAUUGUUAUGACUUUCUUGUAUUCGCAAAAAUGGGAGCAAAAGAUUCAAAACCUAGUUUUAUAUCAUACGAGGACGCAGCAAAAAGAGUGUCGGAUAGCGAGUUAAGGCGCAUACGUGAAGCAUUCAAAAGAUGUUCAGGAGCGAAUGGAGCCACACUCAGCCUGGAGGCUUUUGUACAUGAAGUACUGUGUGAUGGAGUGCCAUUUGAAGUGGCUGAGUGGUUGUAUCAGGCGUGUGGUGGAACCAAAAGAGGCAUAAGCUUCAAAGACUUACUGUGUGGUAUUGUAGUUCUUACAAAGGGAAAUAUUGAAGAAAAAAUAAAGUUCCUGUGGACACUUUAUGUUAACAAUCAAAAUGAUAAUGGUACAUACAUUUAUAAAAAGGAUUUUGCGCAAGCUCUGCACAUAGAGAAGACCUCAUUAACUGCCUCAGAUGCAUAUAGAAAUGUAGAAAUUUUAACUAGUUUAUUUGGAUCUGGCGAGAAAGUAACAUUUGAACAGUUCCGCUCGUGGCUGAUAAUACAUAAAGAUGCUACUGUGCUAUCAAAAUGGUUGCUGUAUGACAGAAGUAAUUUUGUACAAGAUUUGGCUACACCAACAUUUUACCAGAGCCUCGCUGGAGUCACACACUUAGAGGAAAGAGAAAUAAUAGAGCUCGAGAAAUGUUUCUGGACUCUUCGGUCAGCGGCUGGCGGUGCUUUGGGUUCGGCGGGCGUGUGCGCGCUGCUGUCGCCGCCGCUACCUCGCGCCGCCGCCGCCGGUCUGUUCCGAGCGUUAGAUGACAACUGCGACGACCAUGUGGACUUCAAGGAGUUGUGCUGCGGAUUAAGUGCAGCCUGCCGGGGACCGACCACAGAGCGCUUGAAAUUCUGCUUCAAGAUCUUCGACCAAGAUAGAGAUGGGGUACUCAACAAAACCGAACUUGUUGACAUGGUCGGUAUCCUAUGUACGGUCGCCAACGAAGCUAUCAAGAAUCAAGGCUCAAGGUCAUCGACCCCUACAGAUUCGGAGUCGGAGAGAGAUGGCUACGACCCAGAAGUGGUGCUACUGAAUCUGAGAGACAAAUUGGUACCGAUCGGCAAAGAUGGGAGGGUACCAAAGUUCCAACUCGGACCCACCAAUGAGGACAUUGAACUUAUUAAUAGGAAGAAUGAAGCCCUAGAAGACUACGAGAACAUAAUCGGGGCGGACAUGGUGCUGACCGCGGAAGACUUUCUCAUCUGGAGCGUGGAGAGUGUGGAGGCUCUCGUCACGCCGCUCCUCGAACUUAUCUUCGAGGUGUGCCACGUGGUGCUCGGGCUGAGGCCGCAGUGCAGACACCAGGAGAGGGAUAUAGUGCUGGGUUGGAUGCGGCGCGAGGCCGCGCGGGGCCAGUCAGUGGGCCAGUUCUGGUACCUGGUGUCGGCAGAUUGGUGGGCCAGCUGGCUGCAGUACGCCGCCGCGCCGCUCGCCUGCUGCCGCGCGCGCACCGACGACGACAGCCUCACCACCAACUCCACAGAAUCUAUGGGCUCGUUGCUAUGGCGGGCUGACACGGCGUCGCUGGGCAGCGCGGGCGGCAGCAGCGGCGUCGGCAGCGCGCCCGCCCCGCCCCGCGCGCCGCACCCCGGACCCAUAGACAACACGCGCCUGCUCGCGCAGGACACGCUCAAGGUCCGCACGCUUACGGGCGAGGGCGGUCUGUUGCGGCGCGACCUGACGCUGGCGCAGCACCGCGACUUCGAGCUGCUGCCGGACGCGCUGUGGCGCGCGCUCGCCGCCUGGUACGGCGCGCCGCACCCGCUGCCGAGACAGGUGAUAAGACCACCGAAUGGUGAUGUGGAAUUGGAGCUGUAUCCUCUGCAGUUGAAAAUAUUGCGGCACGUCGCCAGCACACAAAGUACACUGGGUCCUGGAAGCCUCAGAGCGACGCCGCCUGAGCGUCAACUUGCCUAUAGCGCGGCGUUCUCGCGACUCGCUACUGUCAAACAAGUGACAGAGUUUUUAUGCGGCGCGCUAGGUUUACCGCGCGAGGACGUACGUCUAUGGGCGCUAGACGGCGCAGGGGCGGGUUCGUGUCCGGUGCUGUUGGACGACGAGAGGCCUACCCUACAUGAGCUGGGCAUAGAGCCCCGCGCGCGGUUGUUGUUAGAGCGUCGCAAUCCGGACCUGACUUGGCCUGAGGAGAUCACUCAGCUAUGUAUGAGCGGUUCCGGUCGCAUGGCGGAGCGGCGUGAGACGCUCACCGCGCCCGACGUGCCCGGAGCCACGGGCUUACACAAUCUGGGGAACACUUGCUUUAUGAACGCCGCUUUACAGGCCGUAUGGAACACAGAAGCUCUGACGCGAUAUUUCAACUCGGGGAUGCAGUAUUACGAAGUCAACACAACAAACCCACUAGGAACUAAAGGAGAACUGGCGUUACGAUUUGGUGAACUCUGUAAUGAGGUAUGGACGGGUAGUGCGCGCUCCGUAGCGCCGCUACGCGUACGCGCGUGCGUCACGCGUCACGCCCGUGCGCUGGCGGGCGGCGGGCAGCACGACGCACAGGAGCUACUGGCAUGGCUCCUAGACGCACUGCAUGAGGACCUCAACCGCGCCGCCCCCGCGCCCACCCCGCCUGUAUCCACCCCUGCACCGACUAACACCCCUGAUACGCGGCCCGAUCAGGUGGUGGCAGCAGAGGCGUGGUCGCAGCACGUGUCGCGCAACGACUCAGUGAUGACGGAGCUGUUCUACGGGCAGCUCAAGUCCAAGGUGCGGUGCCGGUGCGGACGGGAGUCCGUGCGGUUCGAUGCCUUCAACAUGCUGAGUUUGCCGCUGCCGCUUGAGGCCCAUGUGAGAUCUGAGCUGAGAGUGAUACGACUUGAUGGCUCAGUUCCUAUCAAGUAUGGCGUUCGAGUUGACUCCGAAGGAACUUACCUGGACCUGAAGAUAAAGCUGUCGAAGCUCUGUGGUCUGCCUCCUGAAUCAAUGGUCCUAGUGCUACUCUCAGGGGCUCUAGUGGGUCGCAUACUCGACGACCGGGCGAAAGUCGCGCCCGCUACCGCCUGUGACUUGUACGCGUACGAAGUACCGCCCACAGACACACCGCACCUUACAUUCCAGGAUGAGGCUGAAGAAGCGGAGAUAGCGACAGAGGAGUGCGCGGAGAGCGGUUACUCAGAGGCGGAAGCGGACGCGGAGGCGGAAGCGGGCGCGGCGCAGGUGAGUGCGCGCGCCUCCAAGCUGUGCAUGCCAGCGCUCUUCUGCUUCCAGCGGUCCAAGUCAGAGAUUCUAAUGUCUCAAAGUCCACCGGACGCUUUCUACAAUAACCAGACAUACAGCGAAAUUCCAAACGACAUUAGAAGCAGGACUCUACCGAAUAGGCCGCUAAAGCACAACGUCAGCUCUCCGACUCUCAGUAUGAAGUCAUUCACAUUAAACUCGAGACAAAGACUCGCCAAAACCAAAUACGGAUCAUCCCCGUCCAACAUGUACAAAAUGAACGAAGAAGCGGAGACAAAUAGAAAUAUCAACUAUUUGUUUGCGAUACACAGGAAGCAAGUUGCAAACGACGCAUACUUCGUAUCGUGGCAGCGCUGCCGGCCCGCGACGUUUGGCGUCCCGCUCGUUGUCAGCGUGCGGCGCGGCGCCAGCGGUCGCGAGCUGUAUGCCGCUGUAUGGGCGCAGCUCGCCAGGCUUAUAUCGGCCCGCCCACCCGCGCCGUCGCUCGCUAAUCAUGCUGCUGAUUGUGACGACAGCCUCGGCUACGAGUUCCCGUUCCGGCUGCGCGUGGUAGACGCGGGCGGGGCGUGGUGCGCGCUGUGCGGCUGGCCCGCGCUAUGCCGCGGCUGCGCGCUGCCCGCCGACGACGCGCCGCUCGUGUGCGACAGCCCCACCCCCGGUACAUACCGCAUGCGGCGGCACUCCCGCACGAGCACCGCGAGCGGCGUGCCGGACAGCAACUCGCCCGUCGCCAAGGCCAAGUUCAGCCGGGAGAUAGAGGCGCGGAGGGACUCCGGGGGUCGCGAGGGCAGCGGCUGCGUGCGGCGGUUGCGGCUAGCGGCGCUGCCGGCGGGCGCGCAGCUUGCGGUCGACUGGGAUCCCACCGCGCUGCAUCUACGAUACCAGGCCGCAAGGGAGAAGGCGUGGCAGGAACACGAGUCAGUGGCGGAGUGCGCUGCGGCGGCGGCGCGGCCCAUCGACCUGGCCAGCUGUCUCCGCGCCUUCACGUCAGAGGAGAGACUCGAGCAGCGCUACCACUGCGAGGCGUGCCGCAGCGCGCAGCCCGCCACCAAGAAGCUGCAGAUAUGGCGACUACCGCCCGUAUUGAUCAUACACCUCAAACGUUUCCAAUACGUGAACAACAAGUGGGUUAAAUCACAGAAGGUCGUCAACUUCCCAUUCCAAGAUUUCGAUCCCACGCCAUAUCUCGCUUCAGUGCCUCAAGAGACCAUACUCAGGCAUAUAGAACUAAAGAACGCUUCGAAACGGCGCUCCUCCGCGCUACUAGAUAUAGAAGACCCCAUAUCAGAGAGCGAUAGUGACUGCGAGAAAGAGAAUGAAAGUCCAACAGAGGAACGAGUGAGAAGCAAAGAGAGAGUGAAAGAGACGGUCGCUACGAACAGAAAGCGGCUGGAGUCCACUAGUCUGACCACGACGCCGGUACAAGAUGACAACCUCGUGGAUUACCAUCAACAUCACUUACUGCCGGAACAGGAUCCGUUCGAUUUGAAGUACAGAUUGUACGCCGUCGUUUCGCACUCUGGCGAGUUGAGCGGCGGUCACUACGUGGCGUACGCGCGCAACCCUCGCGGCGCGUGGCUGUGCUACAACGACAGUUCGUGUCGCGUGCUCCCCGCGCCCGCUCUAGACCCCGCCGCCGCCUACCUGCUGUUCUACGAGCGACGCGGCCUGCGCGCCGACAGCUACCUGCCAGACGUCCCGCCCACCCCGCCCGUACCGCCCACGCAGCCGGCCCAACCCUCGUGCGCGCUCACGUAGCUAGUGUGACGUCAUCUACCGCCUACCUGCUGAACUAUGAGCGACGCGGCCUGCGCGCCGUCAGCCUGUUUGACGUCAGCCACAGCAUCUCGCGCGCAAUGUGUGAGGUGUGACGCAUAGGUGUGACAUCAACAAUAGCUACACAAUAAGGCGCUUUGCAGACGACGAGGCGGGGCGGGCCGUACGCCCGUCGAUG